AAUGAAAACAGGAGCUUUCCUUAUACCCUAUUUACUUGCACUGGCUGUUGGCGGAUUCCCAAUUCUUUUCAUGGAAAUGGCUUUUGGACAAUUUGCAUCACUCGAAUCGCAAAAAUACUCAAUGCGCAAUGUUACUAAUAAAAGUCUGUUUAAAACACCAACAGAAGAAUAUUUUGAGCGUCAUUUAUUGAACAUUAGUGGUGGAAUAGGGGAUGUCGGAGAUGUUAAAUGGACCCUUAUUGUCUGCCUGGCUGUUUCCUGGUUUGUUUGUUUUGCUUGUUUGUUCAAGGGAAUUAAAUCAAUGGGAAAAGCAGCUAUAUUUACAACAGCCUUCUCAUAUAUUAUUCUAACCGUUUUGCUUAUUCGUGGUCUAACCUUACCCGGUGCUUAUCAGGGAUUAAUAUAUUAUUUAAAACCUGAUUUUACGAAAUUGAAACAACCACAAGUUUGGGGUGAAGCUGCUUCUCAGGCUUUUGCAUCAUUGUCUCUUGGUGCCGGUGGAUGGAUUACGCUUUCGUCAUACAACAAAUUUUCUAAUCGUUGCAACCGGGAUGCUAUUCUUGUUGGUAUAGGGAACGCUUUAACGUCGAUUUAUGCUGGCUUAGUAAUAUUUUCCGUAUUGGGCUAUAUGGCACACGUUAAAGGUAUUGAUGAAAUUGAUAAAGUAACGAAGGAGGGCCCAGGUUUGGCAUUCGUCGUCUAUCCGGAAGGCUUAUCUUUAAUACCCGGAGCACCUUUUUGGAGUAUUUGCUUUUUCUUUAUGAUGUUUACUGUUGGCUUAGACAGUCUUUUUGGUCAAGUGGAAACAAUUGCUGCCGGCAUAAUAGAUGAAUAUCCUGAUUUCUUACGUCCAAGAAGAAAAUUAUUUACGCUUUUCCUCUGGUACAAGAAAUUCUCAAAAGAUAUAGAAAUUAUGAUUGGACAUAAACCAGGUGUAUUUUAUCUCGUCUGUUGGAGAUUCGCAACACCUCUUUUGAUUCUAAUUGUGAUAGUAUUUUUGGGAGCUAAUUAUCGUCCUCCAAAGUAUGGAAAUUAUGAUUUACCUGUGUGGGCUCAAAAUUUUGGUUUGUUAUUGGGCUUGUUUCCGAUUUCCCUUAUACCCAUUGUAAUGGUUUAUCAGGUCAUUAAAACUACAGGAUUUACUUGUCCCUUCUGGAAGUUAUGUACGGAUAAAGAAUUGAACGAUAAAAUUGAGAAAACACUUGUUCGUCCACAUUGCGAUUGGGGACCUGCACUACCGGAAAUUCGUCGAAAAUUUUCUUAUGGCCCACGCACGGAUGAAUUAGAAACAGAUAUGGAUGAGAUCUACAGCGAAGAAAACAGAAAAGUACAGAUUGAUCCCGAACCACAUGAAAUCCCAGAAGGGACCGUUGCCACAUAA
Dimorphilus gyrociliatus is the source of this 1381-nucleotide messenger RNA. Lineage: Eukaryota; Metazoa; Annelida; Polychaeta; Dinophilidae. The record is from the annotation of a GenBank genome assembly.